Messenger RNA from Hyaena hyaena (striped hyena), 2328 nucleotides. It is a transcript of the gene SPATA16, whose product is annotated as spermatogenesis associated 16. Gene Ontology annotation, biological process: spermatogenesis. The record is from RefSeq and is a predicted model, not a curated record. Bases 38 to 2056 code for a protein of 672 amino acids. Gene Ontology annotation, molecular function: protein binding. NCBI's taxonomy places the organism in Eukaryota, Metazoa, Chordata, Mammalia, Carnivora, Hyaenidae. The transcript is spliced from 14 exons. Gene Ontology annotation, cellular component: Golgi apparatus.
UGCAGUGGAUGGAGCAAUAGGGGAUAGCAGCAGGAAGAUGUGGAGGAGUUUCAGAGGGGAAUCAAUGGAUUCAGGAAGCAGUAGGAAUUUGGAAAAUAUGGUGAAUAGGGACUAUCCUGAUCAGCUUGUCCCAAAGAUAAACACAAACAAGAAAAUGUCUACCUUAGCAAACCAGCCACGCAUCCUGGAAAUGUCACAAGAAGUUAAGAAAAGUUGUGGAGAUAAACAGGUAGAAAUCACAGUCGAAAGAAUAAAAAUAGCAAAGAGCAUCAAAGAAAAACAAAGCAAAGAUUUAGAGAAAGUGGCCUUUAAAAGAAAGGCAGAAAAUGAAGAAAAGCCAGCUGGAAAAAAAGAGGCAAAGAUAAUGGAACUUGACAGCACGUUGAUCACCUUGCCUCUGCCUCACAUCCCCUUAAAAAAUAUCAUGGAUGUGGAGGCGAAGUUGGUCUAUGUCGAUGAAGAGGGCGUGAACUAUGAGUUUGUAGAGUCCUUCAUGUCUACUGGGAUUCGACCAUCAUGCCAAGCUGCUGAAAUUGCAGACCCUUUGCAUGUAGCUAAUUGCAACUUUCUACCUCAGAUUGACAAAUGGCUUCAGGUAACCUUAAAGGAUGCCAGCUCUUGCUACAGACAAAAGAAAUACGCCGUGGCAGCAGGACAGUUCAGAACAGCAUUGGAGCUUUGCAGCAAAGGGGCAGCUCUAGGAAAACCAUUUGAAGCAUCUGCUGAAAAUAUAGCAAGUGUGGCAAGUUUCAUUGAGACAAAGCUUGUUACAUGCUAUCUACGCAUGAGGAAACCGGACCUUGCCCUGAAUCACGCACACAGGAGCAUUGUUUUAAACCCAGCUUAUUUCCGAAAUCAUCUUCGCCAGGCAACAGUGUUUAGAUGUCUGGAAAGAUAUUCAGAAGCUGCUCGGAGUGCCAUGAUUGCUGACUACAUGUUCUGGCUCUGUGGAGGAAGUGAACAGCAUAUAAGCAAGCUCAUCAAACUGUAUUGGCAGGGCACCCAGUCCGUGAUACUUCAUUAUGGCAACUCUAGCAAGCUAAUACGGGAACAGUUUACUAAAGACCUGCUGGCUGCCUUAGCCUUGUCAGCCUUCCAAAGUUGGCAUCCAGGACUCAGCUCUCAGGUCCUGCGGCACACUCCUCAUCCAUUGCUACCUCCGCAGAGUGCGAGCUCUAGGUUUGGAAUCUCGGUCGUAUUCUUUACCCCAUGCCAGUUCCUCAAACCUGCAAAGGCCAACGCAGCGGGCAAUAUAAAGCAGUCCCUCAUAUAUAUAGAUGAGUCUGCUGAUCUACAAUCAGUUCUUCAUGUUUGCUUUUCUGGUGGUGCUGACAGUUUCACUAUGUCAGACUCUGUUAAACCAGUCCUCUUCUGUGGCUAUGAGUUCAUAUUUCUCAGAGAACAAGCUGAGGCCAGGGAAAGAGAUCUUCAAGGACUCCACAUGUUGCCUCAGACAGUUGAUUGGUCAUCUUUUCCUCCCCAACAAUACCUCUUGACUCUUGGGUUCAAAAUCAAAGAAGAUGGAAAAUUUUUGGAAAAACUAUCAAGUAGGAAGCUGCCUACAUUUACAGAAAAUAAAAUGCCCUUCGGUCUGCUGACCAAAGAAGACACAGUGAGGCACAUGGAGACAAUGGGAAAGCGGAUCUUGCCAAUAUUGGAUUUUAUUAGAAGCACCCAGUUGAAUGGGAGUUUCCACGGGUGCUUGGGUGUGAUGGAGAAGCUGCAGUAUUCCAGCCUCCUGAGCCGGCUGCAGAGAGUGAAGGAGCAGGCCCAGGUGAUCAAUCAAGCAAUGGCGGAGCUGGCAACCAUUCCCUAUCUACAGGACAUCAGUCAGCAGGAGGCAGAAUUGCUGCAGUCACUAAUGGCAGAUGCUAUGGACACCCUUGAAGGAAGAAGAAAUGAUAAAGAACGUGUGUGGAAUACAAUCCAAAAGGUUGGACGAAUUGAAGACUUUCUAUACCAAUUAGAGGACAGUUUCUUAAAAAUGAAAAAACUGAGAACUGCCAGAAGACAAAAAACAAAACUGAAGCGGCUUCAAACUGUGCAGCAAAGCUAGUCCCUGGGGCGCAGGCGCUACCAUCAAGAUGUCCCAGAGAGAGGGGCAAUGGCCUCCAACCAACCUGACUAUGACAAUCCAGUAACAAAGGCCUUAUCACCAAAGGAGUGAGGUUGUGCUUCCCUUGGCUCUUCUUUACAAACGUGUCCUAUACUUUAUUAAUCUUGACUGGCAGCAAUAAAUGUUCUCAGCAAGUUUGACUUGACUCUUGUUCAAAUUCAACUUACUUGGUUAAACAGCUUAUAAAAUAAAAUAACCAUUGCUGCCUCUUU